CCCUCGCUGUGCUGUGUCCCGCGUCACUGCUGCUUGGUCGGGUUCCUCAUGAAAGUCUGACCGCCCCAACUAUUUCUUAAACCUCUCAAUCUUCUCACAGACACCAGUUCGCAGAACCUCGAGCACUUUGCACAUAUCUGUCACCUUGAUUCGCCCAAGUUCUUAAGUUCAAUCCCCCACCCAACUCUCAACAUGGUCAAAGCUGUCGUGCUCGGUGCCUCUGGCGGCAUUGGUCAGCCAUUGUCUCUUCUUUGCAAGAUCUCUCCCGUCAUCGACGAACUCGCACUGUUCGAUGUGGUCAACACCCCCGGUGUCGCAGCCGAUCUCUCACACAUCUCCUCUGUCGCUAGCAUUGGCGGCUACGUCGCAGCUCCAGGUGACUUCAAGGGAGAGAAACCAGAGACAGAAGAAGCAAAAAAGGCGGCUUUGACAGGCGCAGACAUUGUCAUCAUCCCCGCCGGUGUCCCUCGCAAGCCUGGCAUGACUCGGGACGACCUGUUCAAGAUCAACGCAGGAAUUGUCAAGGGCCUCAUUGAAGCCUGCGCCAAAUACUGCCCCAAGGCAUACAUCUGUGUCAUCUCAAACCCCGUCAACUCCACCGUCCCAAUCGCCGCCGAAGUUCUGAAGGCAGCUGGUGUCUUCGACCCUCGGAGGCUGUUUGGUGUCACCACUCUCGACGUCGUCCGUGCUCAGACCUUCGUGGGAGAAAUCAUUGGUGAGAAAGACCCAAGAAAGCUGAUUAUCCCUGUCAUUGGCGGUCACUCUGGCAACACCAUUGUGCCGCUGUUCAGCCAAGCCAAGCCUCCCGUCAACAUCCCAUCAGACAAACUGGAUGCUUUGGUGCACCGUGUCCAAUUCGGUGGUGACGAGGUUGUCAAGGCCAAGGAUGGUGCUGGGUCCGCAACUCUGUCCAUGGCAUAUGCCGGUUUCAGGUUCGCCGAAGCCCUGAUCAAGGCAGCCAAGGGUGAAAAGGGCAUCAUUGAGCCAACGUUCGUCUAUCUCCCUGGUGUCCCUGGUGGUGAUGCAAUUGCCAAGGCAACUGGCUGUGAAUACUUCUCCGUUCCUGUAGAACUCGGACCCGACGGCGCAGAGAAAGCAAUCGACAUCCUCGGAAGCGCCAAUGACUAUGAGAAGAAGCACCUUGAGGAAGCGAUCAAAGGUCUCAAGACCAACAUCGAGACUGGUAUCAGUUUCGUGAAGAACCCACCCAAGUAGGAUGUGAGCGACUUCUAAUUCCCCAGAACGAGCCUGCCUGCCUGCCACGCAGUUGUUCGGUCGUUGGACAUUGUUGCGAGCGCGAAAAAGUGAGCCGGGCCACGGAGACUGACAUGGAGCCAUCGGAGCAGGUUAUGAAAAGCAUGUCUCGAGAAAACCAAGACGGCUGUCCUCGCCAUGACAUAGCUUUUCAGGCUGCAUCCUUGUUGCAGCUUGGAGAUCGCGUAGACAAAAUCACUUAUUCCUACUCUUCACGCUCCGUACAACCACCUCUCUGCGUUUCAAAACAGCAGCCGUGUCUGUCGUUUCUGACUACCAAUUCUGGAGGGUUUGUGCAGGACAUGCCCAUGCAUCAACUUAGCAAUGGACACCAUCCACGUAGACUCAGAGCCCUUCAUCGAAACAUG
This is a messenger RNA of Cladophialophora immunda, 1622 nucleotides long. Its product is annotated as malate dehydrogenase, NAD-dependent. NCBI's taxonomy places the organism in Eukaryota, Fungi, Ascomycota, Eurotiomycetes, Chaetothyriales, Herpotrichiellaceae. The record is from RefSeq and is a predicted model, not a curated record. Gene Ontology annotation, cellular component: cytoplasm. Gene Ontology annotation, molecular function: L-malate dehydrogenase (NAD+) activity. The coding region runs from base 193 to 1215 and encodes 340 amino acids. Gene Ontology annotation, biological process: tricarboxylic acid cycle; malate metabolic process. The transcript is spliced from 7 exons.